AUGGGUUAUUUUUCGGCAGCUGCGUUGGGGAUUGGUCUGGCAAAAACGCACACGGAAAGCAUUAGGAAAUGGGCGUAUUUUCUCGUGGUAUGCUGGUGUGGAUCGGUGCAGGAAUUUGCUAGUAGUAAGCGACCGAUAAUGGGAUAUUUUUCGGCAGCUGCGUUGGGGAUUGGUCUGGCAAAUACGCAUACGGAAAGCAUUAGGAAAUGGGCGUAUUUUCUCGUGGUAUGCUGGUGUGGAUCGGUGCAGGAAUUUGCUAGUAGUAAGCGACCGAUAAUGGGUUAUUUUUCGGUAGAUGCGUUAGGCAUUUUGCUGGCAAAAACGCACACGGAAAGCAUUAGGAAAUGGGCGUAUUUUCUCGUGGUAUGCUGGCAUGGUUCGAUGCAGGAAUUUGCUAGUAGUAAGCGACCGAUAAUGGGUUAUUUUUCGGCAGCUGCGUUGGGGAUUGGUCUGGCAAAUACGCAUACGGAAAGCAUUAGGAAAUGGGCGUAUUUUCUCGUGGUAUGCUGUCAUAAAUCGGUGCAGGAAUUUGCUAGUAGUAAGCGACCGAUAAUGGGAUAUUUUUCGGUAGAUGCGUUGGGGAUUGGUCUGGCAAAAACGCACACGGAAAGCAUUAGGAAAUGGGCGUAUUUUCUCGUGGUAUGCUGGCAUAAAUCGGUGCAGGAAUUUGCAAGUAGUAAGCGACCGAUAAUGGGUUAUUUUUCGGCAGCUGCGUUGGGGAUUGGUCUGGCAAAAACGCACACGGAAAGCAUUAGGAAAUGGGCGUAUUUUCUCGUGGUAUGCUGGUGUGGAUCGGUGCAGGAAUUUGCUAGUAGUAAGCGACCGAUAAUGGGUUAUUUUUCGGCAGCUGCGUUGGGGAUUGGUCUGGCAAAUACGCACACGGAAAGCAUUAGGAAAUUGUCGUAUUUUCUCGUGGUAUGCUGGCAUGAUUCGGUGUAUUAAUCUGCUAGCAGUAAGCGACCGAUAAUGUGUUGUAUUUUCAUACAUGCGCUGGAGAUCGGUCUGGCAAUAACGCACACGAAAAGCAUUAGGAAAUGGGCGUAUUUUCUCGUGGUAUGCUGGCAUAAAUCGGUGCAGGAAUUUGCUAGCAGUAAGCGACCGAUAAUGGGUUAUUUUUCGGCAGCUGCGUUGGGCAUUGGUCUGGCAAAUACGCACAUGGAAAGCAUUAGGAAAUGGGCGUAUUUUCUCGUGGUAUGCUGGCAUAAAUCGGUGCAGGAAUUUGCUAGCAGUAAGCGACCGAUAUUGGGUUAUUUUUCGGCAGCUGCGUUGGGCAUUGGUCUGGCAAAAACGCACACGUAAAGCAUUAGGAAAUGGGCGUAUUUUCUCGUGGUAUGCUGGUGUGGAUCGGUGCAGGAAUUUGCUAGCAGUAAGCGACCGAUAAUGUGUUGUUUUUCCGUAGAUGCGUUGGGGAUUGGUCUGGCAAAAACGCACACGUAAAGCAUUAGGAAAUGGGCGUAUUUUCUCGUGGUAUGCUGGUGUGGAUCGGUGCAGGAAUUUGCUAGCAGUAAGCGACCGAUAAUGUGUUGUUUUUCCGUAGAUGCGCUGGGGAUUGGUCUGGCAAAAACGCACACGUAAAGCAUUAGGAAAUGGGCGUAUUUUCUCGUGGUAUGCUGGUGUGGAUCGGUGCAGGAAUUUGCUAGCAGUAAGCAACCGAUAAUGUGUGGUUUUUCCGUAGAUGCGCUGGGGAUCGGUCUGGCAAAUACGCACACGAAAAGCAUUAGGAAAUUGUCGUAUUUUCUCGUGGUAUGGAUCGGUGCAGGAAUUUGCUAGCAGUAAGCGACCGAUAAUGGGUUAUUUUUCGGCAGCUGCGUUGGGUAUUGGUCUGGCAAAAACGCACACGCAAAUACGCAAAAAUGGGCGUAUUUUCUCAUGGUAUGCUGGUAUGGAUCGGUGCAGUAAUUUGCUAGCAGUAAGCGACCGAUAAUGUGUGGUUUUUCCGUAGAUGCGUUAGGGAUCGGCCAAGCAAAUACGCACACGGAAAGCAUUAGGAAAUUGUCGUAUUUUCUCGUGGUAUGCUGGUAUGAAUCGGUGCAGAAAUUUGCUAGCAGUAAGCGACCGAUAAUGUGUUGUUUUUCCGUAGAUGCGUUAGGGAUCGGUCAAGCAAAUACGCACACGGAAAGCAUUAGGAAAUUGUCGUAUUUUCUCGUGGUAUGCUGGUAUGAAUCGGUGCAGAAAUUUGCUAGCAGUAAGCGACGGAUAAUGUGUUGUUUUUCCGUAGAUGCUUUGGGGAUCGGUCUGGCAAAUACGCACACGGUAAGCAUUAGGAAAUGGCCGUGUUUUCCCGUGGUAUGCUGGUAUGGAUCGGUGCAGGAAUCUGCUAACAGUAAGCGACCGAUAAUGUGUUGUUUUUCCGUAGAUGCGUUAGGGAUCGGUCAAGCAAAUACGCACACGGAAAGCAUUAGGAAAUUGUCGUAUUUUCUCGUGGUAUGCUGGUAUGAAUCGGUGCAGAAAUUUGCUAGCAGUAAGCGACCGAUAAUGUGUUGUUUUUCCGUAGAUGCGUUAGGGAUCGAUCAAGCAAAUACGCACACGGAAAGCAUUAGGAAAUUGUCGUAUUUUCUCGUGGUAUGCUGGCAUAAAUCGGUGCAGGAAUUUGCUAGCAGUAAGCGACCGAUAAUGUGUUGUUUUUCCGUAGAUGCGUUGGGGAUCGGUCAAGCAAAUACGCACACGGAAAGCAUUAGGAAAUGGGCGUAUUUUCUCGUGGUAUGCUGGUAUGAAUCGGUGCAGAAAUAUGCUAGCAGUAAGCGACCGAUAAUGUGUUGUUUUUCCGUAGAUGCGUUAGGGAUCGGUCAAGCAAAUACGCACACGGAAAGCAUUAGGAAAUUGUCGUAUUUUCUCGUGGUAUGCUGGUAUAAAUCGGUGCAGAAAUUUGCUAGCAGUAAGCGACCGAUAAUGUGUUGUUUUUCCGUAGAUGCGUUAGGGAUCGGUCUGGCAAAUACGCACACGGAAAGCAUUAGGAAAUGGGCGUAUUUUCUCGUGGUAUGCUGGUAUGAAUCGGUGCAGAAAUUUGCUAGCAGUAAGCGACGGAUAAUGUGUUUUUUUUCCGUAGAUGCUUUGGGGAUCGGUCUGGCAAAUACGCACACGGAAAGCAUUAGGAAAUUGUCGUAUUUUCUCGUGGUAUGCUGGCAUAAAUCGGUGCAGGAAUUUGCUAGCAGUAACCGACCAAUAAUGGGAUAUUUUUCGGCAGCUGCGUUGGGCAUUUUUCUGGCAAAUAAGCACACGGAAAGCAUUAGGAAAUGGGCGUAUUUUCUCGUGGUAUGCUGGUAUGGAUCUGUGCAGGAAUCUGCUAGCAGUAAGCGACCGAUAAUAAGUUAUUUUUCGGUAGAUGCGUUGGGAAUUUUUCUGGCAAAAACGCACACGGAAAGCAUUAACAAAUGGGCGUAUUUUCUCGUGGUAUGCUGGUGUGGAUCGGUGCAGGAAUCUGCUAGCAGUAAGCGACCGAUAAUGUGUUGUUUUUCCGUAGAUGCGUUGGGAAUCGGUCUGGCAAAUACGCACACGGAAAGCAUUAGGAAAUUGUCGUAUUUUCUCGUGGUAUGCUGGCAUAAAUCGGUGCAGGAAUUUGCUAGCAGUAAGCGACCGAUAAUGGGUUAUUUUUCGGCAGCUGCGUUGGGCAUUGGUCUGGCAAAAACGCACACGGAAAGCAUUAGGAAAUGGGCGUAUUUUCUCGUGGUAUGCUGGCAUAAAUCGGUGCAGGAAUUUGCUAGCAGUAAGCGACCGAUAAUGGGUUAUUUUUCGGCAGCUGCGUUUUGCAUUGGAAAUGGGCGUAUUUUCUCGUGGUAUGCUGGCAUCAAUCGGUGCAGGAAUUUGCUAGCAGUAAGCGACCGAUAAUGGGAUAUUUUUCGGCAGCUGCGUUGGGCAUUGGUCUGGCAAAAACGCACACGGAAAGCAUUAGGAAAUGGGCGUAUUUUCUCGUGGUAUGCUGGCAUAAAUCGGUGCAGGAAUUUGCUAGUAGUAAGCGACCGAUAAUGGGUUAUUUUUCGGCAGCUGCGUUUUGCAUUGGAAAUGGGCGUAUUUUCUCGUGGUAUGCUGGCAUCAAUCGGUGCAGGAAUUUGCUAGCAGUAAGCGACCGAUAAUGGGAUAUUUUUCGGCAGCUGCGUUGGGCAUUGGUCUGGCAAAAACGCACACGGAAAGCAUUAGGAAAUGGGCGUAUUUUCUCGUGGUAUGCUGACAUGAUUCGAUGCAGGAAUUUGCUAGUAGUAAGCGACCGAUAAUGGGUUAUUUUUCGGCAGCUGCGUUGGGGAUUGGUCUGGCAAAUACGCAUACGGAAAGCAUUAGGAAAUGGGCGUAUUUUCUCGUGGUAUGCUGUCAUAAAUCGGUGCAGGAAUUUGCUAGUAGUAAGCGACCGAUAAUGGGAUAUUUUUCGGUAGAUGCGUUGGGGAUUGGUCUGGCAAAAACGCACACGGAAAGCAUUAGGAAAUGGGCGUAUUUUCUCGUGGUAUGCUGGCAUAAAUCGGUGCAGGAAUUUGCAAGUAGUAAGCGACCGAUAAUGGGUUGUUUUUCGGCAGCUGCGUUGGGGAUUGGUCUGGCAAAAACGCACACGGAAAGCAUUAGGAAAUGGGCGUAUUUUCUCGUGGUAUGCUGGUGUGGAUCGGUGCAGGAAUUUGCUAGUAGUAAGCGACCGAUAAUGGGAUAUUUUUCGGCAGCUGCGUUGGGGAUUGGUCUGGCAAAUACGCACACGGAAAGCAUUAGGAAAUGGGCGUAUUUUCUCGUGGUAUGCUGGCAUGAUUCGGUGCAUUAAUCUGCUAGCAGUAAGCGACCGAUAAUGUGUUGUAUUUUCAUAUAUGCGCUGGAGAUCGGUCUGGCAAAAACGCACACGAAAAGCAUUAGGAAAUUGUCGUAUUUUCUCGUGGUAUGCUGGCAUUAAUCGGUGCAGGAAUUUGCUAGCAGUAAGCGACCGAUAAUGGGUUAUUUUUCGGCAGCUGCGUUGGGCAUUGGUCUGGCAAAUACGCACAUGAAAAGCAUUAGGAAAUGGGCGUAUUUUCUCGUGGUAUGCUGGCAUAAAUCGGUGCAGGAAUUUGCUAGCAGUAAGCGACCGAUAUUGGGUUAUUUUUCGGCAGCUGCGUUGGGCAUUGGUCUGGAAAAAACGCACACGCAAAUACGCAAAAAUGGGCGUAUUUUCUCGUGGUAUGCUGGUGUGGAUCGGUGCAGGAAUUUGCUAGCAGUAAGCGACCGAUAAUGUGUUGUUUUUCCGUAGAUGCGCUGGGGAAUGGUCUGGCAAAAACGCACACGUAAAGCAUUAGGAAAUGGGCGUAUUUUCUCGUGGUAUGCUGGUGUGGAUCGGUGCAGGAAUUUGCUAGCAGUAAGCGACCGAUAAUGUGUUGUUUUUCCGUAGAUGCGCUGGGGAUUGGUCUGGCAAAAACGCACACGUAAAGCAUUAGGAAAUGGGCAUGGUAUGCUCGUGGUAUGCUGGUGUGGAUCGGUGCAGGAAUUUGCUAGCAGUAAGCGACCGAUAAUGUGUUGUUUUUUCGUAGAUGCGUUGGGGAUCGGUCUUGCAAAUACGCACACGGAAAGCAUUAGGAAAUGGGCGUAUUUUCUCGUUGUAUGCUGGUAUGGGUCGGUGCAGAAAUUUGCUAGCAGUAAGCGACCGAUAAUGUGUUGUUUUUCCGUAGAUGCUUUGGGGAUCGAUCUGGCAAAUACGCACACGGAAAGCAUUAGGAAAUGGGUGUAUUUUCUCGUGGUAUGCUGGCAUAAAUCGGUGCAGGAAUUUGCUAGCAGUAAGCGACCGAUAAUGUGUUGUUUUUUCGUAGAUGCGCUGGGGAUCGGUCUGGCAAAUACGCACACGGAAAGCAUUAGGAAAUGGGCGUAUUUUCUCGUGGUAUGCUGGCAUAAAUCGGUGCAGGAAUUUGCUAGCAGUAAGCGACCGAUAAUGUGUUGUUUUUUCGUAGAUGCGCUGGGGAUCGGUCUGGCAAAUACGCACACGGAAAGCAUUAGGAAAUGGCCGUAUUUUAUCGUGGUAUGCUGGAUCGGUGCAGAAAUUUGCUAGCAGUAAGCGACCGAUAAUGUGUUGUUUUUUAGUACAUGCUUUGGGGAUCGGUCUUGCAAAUACGCACAUGGAAAGCAUUAAGAAAUAAGCGUAUUUUAUCGUGGUAUGCUGGUAUGGAUCGGUGCAUAAAUUUGCUAGCAGUAAGCGUCCGAUAAUGUGUUGUUUUUCCGUAGAUGCUUUGGGGAUCGGUCUUGCAAAUACGCACACGGAAAGCAUUAAGAAAUGGGCGUAUUUUAUCGUGGUAUGCUGGUAUGAAUCGGUGCAGAAAUUUGCUAGCAGUAAGCGUCCGAUAAUGUGUUGUUUUUCCGUAGAUGCUUUGGGGAUCGGUCUUGCAAAUACGCACACGGAAAGCAUUAGAAAAUGGGCGUAUUUUCUCGUGGUAUGCUGGCAUAAAUCGGUGCAGGAAUUUGCUAGCAGUAAGCGUCCGAUAAUGUGUUGUUUUUCCGUAGAUGCGUUGGGGAUCGGUCUUGCAAAUACUUACACGGGAAGCAUUAGGAAAUGGGCGUAUUUUCUCGUGGUAUGCUAGCAAAAAUCGGUGCAGGAAUUUGCUAGCAGUAAGCGACCGAUAAUGUGUUGUUUUUCCGUAGAUGCGUUGGGGAUCGGUCAGGCAAAUACUUACACAGGAAGCAUUAGGAAAUGGGCGUAUUUUCUCGUGGUAUGCUGGCAUAAAUCGGUGCAGGAAUUUGCUAGCAGUAAGCGACCGAUAAUGUGUUGUUUUUUCGUACAUGCGUUGGGGAUCGGUCUUGCAAAUACGCACACGGAAAGCAUUAGGAAAUGGGCGUAUUUUCUCGUGGUAUGCUGGUAUGGAUCGGUGCAGAAAUUUGCUAGCAGUAAGCGUCCGAUAAUGUGUUGUUUUUCCGUAGAUGCUUUGGGGAUCGGUCUGGCAAAUACUUACACGGGAAGCAUUAGGAAAUGGUCGUAUUUUCUUGUGGUAUGCUGGCAUAAAUCGGUGCAGGAAUUUGCUAGCAGUAAGCGACCGAUAAUGUGUUGUUUUUCCGUAGAUGCUUUUGGGAUCGGUGUUGCAAAUAUGCACACGGAAAGCAUUAGGAAAUAAGCGUAUUUUCUCGUGGUAUGCUGGUAUGAAUCGGUGCAGGAAUUUGCUAGCAGUAAGCGUCCGAUAAUGUGUUGUUUUUCCGUAGAUGCUUUGGGGAUCGGUCUGGCAAAUACGCACACGGAAAGCAUUAAGAAAUGGGCGUAUUUUCUCGUGGUAUGCUGGCAUAAAUCGGUGCAGAAAUUUGCUAGCAGUAAGCGUCCGAUAAUGUGUUGUUUUUCCGUAGAUGCUUUGGGGAUCGGUCUUGCAAAUACGCACACGGAAAGCAUUAGAAAAUGGGCGUAUUUUCUCGUGGUAUGCUGGCAUAAACCGGUGCAGGAAUUUGCUAGCAGUAAGCGACCGAUAAUGUGUUGUUUUUCCGUAGAUGCGUUGGGGAUCGGUCAGGCAAAUACUUACACGGGAAGCAUUAGGAAAUGGGCGUAUUUUCUCGUGGUAUGCUGGCAUAAAUCGGUGCAGGAAUUUGCUAGCAGUAAGCGACCGAUAAUGUGUUGUUUUUUCGUCGAUGCGUUGGGGAUCGAUCUGGCAAAUACGCACACGGAAAGCAUUAGGAAAUGGGCGUAUUUUCUCGUGGUAUGCUGGUAUGGAUCGGUGCAGGAAUUUGCUAGCAGUAAGCGACCGAUAAUGUGUUGUUUGUUCGUACAUGCGUUGGGGAUCGGUCUUGCAAAUACGCACACGGAAAGCAUUAAGAAAUGGGCGUAUUUUCUCGUGAUAUGCUGGUAUGGAUCGGUGCAGAAAUUUGCUAGCAGUAAGCGUCCGAUAAUGUGUUGUUUUUCCGUAGAUGCUUUGGGGAUCGGUCUUGCAAAUACGCACACGGAAAGCAUUAGAAAAUGGGCGUAUUUUCUCGUGGUAUGCUGGCAUAAAUCGGUGCAGGAAUUUGCUAGCAGUAAGCGACCGAUAAUGUGUUGUUUUUCCGUAGAUGCGUUGGGGAUCGGUCAGGCAAAUACUUACAAGGGAAGCAUUAGGAAAUGGGCGUAUUUUCUCGUGGUAUGCUGGCAUAAAUCGGUGCAGGAAUUUGCUAGCAGUAAGCGACCGAUAAUGUGUUGUUUUUCCGUACAUGCGUUGGGGAUCGGUCUUGCAAAUACGCACACGGAAAGCAUUAAGAAAUGGGCGUAUUUUCUCGUGCUAUGCUGGUAUGAAUCGGUGCAGAAAUUUGCUAGCAGUAAGCGUCCGAUAAUGUGUUGUUUUUUCGUACAUGCGUUGGGGAUCGGUCUUGCAAAUACGCACACGGAAAGCAUUAGGAAAUAGGCGUAUUUUCUCGUGGUAUGGUGGUAUGAAUCGGUGCAGAAAUUUGCUAGCAGUAAGCGACCGAUAAUGUGUUGUUUUUCCGUAGAUGCGUUAGGGAUCGGUCUUGCAAAUACGCACACGGAAAGCAUUAGGAAAUGGGCGUAUUUUCUCGUGGUAUGCUGGUAUGGAUCGGUGCAGGAAUUUGCUAGCAGUACGCGACCGAUAAUGAGUUGUUUUUCCGUAGAUGCGUUGGGGAUCGGUCUUGCAAAUACGCACACGGAAAGCAUUAGGAAAUGGGCGUAUUUUCUCGUGGUAUGCUGGCAUAAAUCGGUGCAGUAAUUUGCUAGCAGUAAGCGACCGAUAAUGUGCUGUUUUUUCGUAGAUGCGUUAGGGAUCGGUCUUGCAAAUACGCACACGGAAAGCAUUAAGAAAUGGGCGUAUUUUCUCGUGGUAUGCUGGUAUGAAUCGGUGCAGAAAUUUGCUAGCAGUAAGCGACCAAUAAUGUGUUGUUUUUUUUUCCUAGAUGCGUUACGGAUCGGUCUUGCAAAUACGCACACGGAAAGCAUUAGGAAAUGGGCGUAUUUUCUCGUGGUAUGCUGGUAUGGAUUGGUGCAGGAAUUUGCUAGCAGUAAGCGACCGAUAAUGUGUUGUUUUUCCGUAGAUGCGCCGAGGAUCGGUCAGGCAAAUACGCACACGGAAAUCAUUAGGAAAUGUCCGUAUUUUUUCAUAGUAUGGUGGCAUAAAUCGGUGCAGGAAUCUGCAACCGAUGAUAUGUGUUUUUUUCGUAGAUGCGUUGGGGAUCGGUCUGGCAAAUACGCACACGGAAAGCAUUAGGAAAUGGGCGUAUUUUCUCGUGGUAUGCUGGCAUAAAUCGGUGCAGAAAUUUGCUAGCAGUAAGCGUCCGAUAAUGUGUUGUUUUUCCGUAGAUGCUUUGGGGAUCGGUCUUGCAAAUACGCACACGGAAAGCAUUAGAAAAUGGGCGUAUUUUCUCGUGGUAUGCUGGCAUAAAUCGGUGCAGGAAUUUACUAGCAGUAAGCGACCGAUAAUGUGUUGUUUUUCCGUAGAUGCGUUGGGGAUCGGUCAGGCAAAUACUUACACAGGAAGCAUUAGGAAAUGGGCGUAUUUUCUCGUGGUAUGCUGGCAUAAAUCGGUGCAGGAAUUUGUUAGCAGUAAGCGACCGAUAAUGUGUUGUUUUUCCGUAGAUGCUUUGGGGAUCGGUCUUGCAAAUACGCACACGGAAAGCAUUAGGAAAUGGGCGUAUUUUCUCGUGGUAUGCUGGCAUAAAUCGGUGCAGGAAUUUGCUAGCAGUAAGCGACCGAUAAUGUGUUGUUUUUUCGUAGAUGCGUUAGGGAUCGGUCUUGCAAAUACGCACACGGAAAGCAUUAGGAAAUGGGCGUAUUUUCUUGUGGUAUGCUGGUAUGGAUCGGUGCAGGAAUUUGCUAGCAGUAAGCGAUCGAUAAUGUGUUGUUUUUUCGUCGAUGCGUUGGGGAUCGGUCUUGCAAAUACGCACACGGAAAGCAUUAGGAAAUGGGCGUAUUUUCUCGUGGUAUGCUGGCAUAAAUCGGUGCAGGAAUUUGCUAGCAGUAAGCGACCGAUAAUGUGUUGUUGUUCCGUAGAUGCGUUGGGGAUCGGUCUUGCAAAUUCGCACACGUAAAGCAUUAAGAAAUGCGGAAAGCAUUUCUCGUGGUAUGCUGGUAUGGAUCGGUGCAGGAAUUUGCUAGCAGUAAGCGACCGAUAAUGUGUUGUUUUUCCGUAGAUGCGUUGGGGAUCGGUCUUGCAAAUACGCACAUGGAAAGCAUUAGGAAAUGGGCGUAUUUUCUCGUGGUAUGCUGGUUUGAAUCGAUGCAGAAAUUUGCUAGCAGUAAGCGACCAAUAAUGUGUUGUUUUUCCGUAGAUGCGUUAGGGAUCGGUCUUGCAAAUACGCACACGGAAAGCAUUAAUAAAUGGGCGUAUUUUCUCGUGGUAUGCUGGCAUAAAUCGGUGCAGGAAUUUGCUAGCAGUAAGCGACCGAUAAUGUGUUGUUUUUUCGUAGAUGCGUUGGGGAUCGGUCUUGCAAAUACGCACACGGAAAGCAUUAAGAAAUGGGCGUAUUUUAUCGUGGUAUGCUGGUAUGGAUCGGUGCAGAAAUUUGCUAGCAGUAAGCGACCGAUAAUGUGUUGUUUUUUCGUACAUGCGUUGGGGAUCGGUCUUGCAAAUACGCACAUGGAAAGCAUUAGGAAAUGGGCGUAUUUUCUCGUGGUAUGCUGGUAUGGAUCGGUGCAGAAAUUUGCUAGCAGUAAGCGACCGAUAAUGUGUUGUUUUUCCGUAAAUGCGUUGGGGAUCGGUCUUGCAAAUACGCACACGGAAAGCAUUAGGAAAUGGGCGUAUUUUCUCGUGGUAUGCUGGUAUGGAUGGGUGCAGUAAUUUGCUAGCAGUAAGCGACCGAUAAUGUGUUGUUUUUUCGUCGAUGCGUUGGGGAUCGGUCAGGCAAAUACGCACACGGAAAGCAUUAGAAAAUGGGCGUAUUUUCUCGUGGUAUGCUGGUAUGAAUCGGUGCAGGAAUUUGCUAGCAGUAAGCGACCGAUAAUGUGUUGUUUUUCCGUAGAUGCGUUAGGGAUCGGUCUUGCAAAUACGCACACGGAAAGCAUUAAGAAAUGGGCGUAUUUUCUCGUGGUAUACUGGUAUGAAUCGGUGCAGAAAUUUGCUAGCAGUAAGCGAACGAUAAUGUGUUGUUUUUUCGUCGAUGCGUUGGGGAUCGGUCAGGCAAAUACGCACACGGAAAGCAUUAGGAAAUGGGCGUAUUUUCUCGUGGUAUGCUGGUAUGAAUCGGUGCAGAAAUUUGCUAGCAGUAAGCGACCGAUAAUGUGUUGUUUUUCCGUAGAUGCGUUAGGGAUCGGUCUUGCAAAUACGCACACGGAAAGCAUUAAGAAAUGGGCGUAUUUUCUCGUGGUAUGCUGGUAUGAAUCGGUGCAGAAAUUUGCUAGCAGUAAGCGACCGAUAAUGUGUUGUUUUUCCGUAGAUGCGUUAGGGAUCGGUCUGGCAAAUACGCACACGGAAAUCAUUAGGAAAUGUCCGUAUUUUUUCGUAGUAUGGUGGCAUAAAUCGGUGCAGGAAUUUGCUAGCAAUAAGCAACCGAUGAUGUGUGUUUUUUUUCGUAGAUGCGUUGGGGAUCGGUCUGGCAAAUACGCACACGGAAAGCAUUAGGAAAUGGGCGUAUUUUCUCGUUGUAUGCUGGUAUGAAUCGGUGCAGAAAUUUGCUAGCAGUAAGCGACCGAUAAUGUGUUGUUUUUCCGUAGAUGCGUUAGGGAUCGGUCUUGCAAAUACGCACACGGAAAGCAUUAAGAAAUGGGCGUAUUUUCUCGUGGUAUGCUGGUAUGAAUCGGUGCAGAAAUUUGCUAGCAGUAAGCGACCGAUAAUGUGUUGUUUUUCCGUAGAUGCGCCGAGGAUCGGUCUGGCAAAUACGCACACGGAAAUCAUUAGGAAAUGUCCGUAUUUUUUCGUAGUAUGGUGGCAUAAAUCGGUGCAGGAAUCUGCUAGCAAUAAGCAACCGAUGAUGUGUGUUUUUUUCGUAGAUGCGUUGGGGAUCGGUCUGGCAAAUGCGCACACGGAAAGCAUUAGGAAAUGGGCGUAUUUUCUCGUGGUAUGCUGGUAUGAAUCGGUGCAGAAAUUUGCUAGCAGUAAGCGACCGAUAAUGUGUUGUUUUUUCGUAGAUGCGUUAGGGAUCGGUCUUGCAAAUACGCACACGGAAAGCAUUAGGAAAUGGGCGUAUUUUCUCGUGGUAUGCUGGCAUAAAUCGGUGCAGGAAUUUGCUAGCAGUAAGCGACCGAUAAUGUGUUGUUUUUCCGUAGAUGCGUUAGGGAUCGGUCUUGCAAAUACGCACACGGAAAGCAUUAAGAAAUGGGCGUAUUUUCUCGUGGUAUGCUGGUAUGAAUCGGUGCAGAAAUUUGCUAGCAGUAAGCGACCGAUAAUGUGUUGUUUUUCCGUAGAUGCGUUGGGGAUCGGUCUUGCAAAUACGCACACGGAAAGCAUUAGGAAAUGGGCGUAUUUUCUCGUGAUAUGCUGGCAUAAAUCGGUGCAGGAAUUUGCUAGCAGUAAGCGUCCGAUAAUGUGUUGUUUUUCCGUAGAUGCGUUAGGGAUCGGUCUUGCAAAUACGCACACGGAAAGCAUUAGGAAAUGGGCGUAUUUUCUCGUGGUAUGCUGGCAUAAAUCGGUGCAGGAAUUUGCUAGCAGUAAGCGACCGAUAAUGUGUUGUUUUUUCGUACAUGCGUUGGGGAUCGGUCAGGCAAAUACGCACACGGAAAUCAUUAGGAAAUGUCCGUAUUUUUUCGUAGUAUGGUGGCAUAAAUCGGUGCAGGAAUUUGCUAGCAAUAAGCAACCGAUGAUGUGUGUUUUUUUUCGUAGAUGCGUUGGGGAUCGGUCUGGCAAAUACGCACACGGAAAGCAUUAGGAAAUGGGCGUAUUUUCUCGUUGUAUGCUGGUAUGAAUCGGUGCAGAAAUUUGCUAGCAGUAAGCGACCGAUAAUGUGUUGUUUUUCCGUAGAUGCGUUAGGGAUCGGUCUUGCAAAUACGCACACGGAAAGCAUUAAGAAAUGGGCGUAUUUUCUCGUGGUAUGCUGGUAUGAAUCGGUGCAGAAAUUUGCUAGCAGUAAGCGACCGAUAAUGUGUUGUUUUUCCGUAGAUGCGCCGAGGAUCGGUCUGGCAAAUACGCACACGGAAAUCAUUAGGAAAUGUCCGUAUUUUUUCGUAGUAUGGUGGCAUAAAUCGGUGCAGGAAUCUGCUAGCAAUAAGCAACCGAUGAUGUGUGUUUUUUUCGUAGAUGCGUUGGGGAUCGGUCUGGCAAAUGCGCACACGGAAAGCAUUAGGAAAUGGGCGUAUUUUCUCGUGGUAUGCUGGUAUGAAUCGGUGCAGGAAUUUGCUAGCAGUAAGCGACCGAUAAUGUGUUGUUUUUUCGUAGAUGCGUUAGGGAUCGGUCUUGCAAAUACGCACACGGAAAGCAUUAGGAAAUGGGCGUAUUUUCUCGUGGUAUGCUGGCAUAAAUCGGUGCAGGAAUUUGCUAGCAGUAAGCGACCGAUAAUGUGUUGUUUUUCCGUAGAUGCGUUAGGGAUCGGUCUUGCAAAUACGCACACGGAAAGCAUUAAGAAAUGGGCGUAUUUUCUCGUGGUAUGCUGGUAUGAAUCGGUGCAGAAAUUUGCUAGCAGUAAGCGACCGAUAAUGUGUUGUUUUUCCGUAGAUGCGUUGGGGAUCGGUCUUGCAAAUACGCACACGGAAAGCAUUAGGAAAUGGGCGUAUUUUCUCGUGAUAUGCUGGCAUAAAUCGGUGCAGGAAUUUGCUAGCAGUAAGCGUCCGAUAAUGUGUUGUUUUUCCGUAGAUGCGUUAGGGAUCGGUCUUGCAAAUACGCACACGGAAAGCAUUAGGAAAUGGGCGUAUUUUCUCGUGGUAUGCUGGCAUAAAUCGGUGCAGGAAUUUGCUAGCAGUAAGCGACCGAUAAUGUGUUGUUUUUUCGUACAUGCGUUGGGGAUCGGUCAGGCAAAUACGCACACGGAAAGCAUUAGAAAAUGGGCGUAUUUUCUCGUGGUAUGCUGGUAUGGAUCGGUGCAGGAAUUUGCUAGCAGUAAGCGACCGAUAAUGUUUUGUUUUUCCGUAGAUGCGUCGGGGAUCGGUCAUUCAAAUACUUACACAGGAAGCAUUAGGAAAUGGGCGUAUUUUCUCGUGGUAUGCUGGCAUAAAUCGGUGCAGGAAUUUGCUAGCAGUAAGCGACCGAUAAUGUGUUGUUUUUUCGUAGAUGCUUUGGGGAUCGGUCUUGCAAAUACGCACACGGAAAGCAUUAAUAAAUGGGCGUAUUUUCUCGUGGUAUGCUGGUAUGGAUCGGUGCAGAAAUUUGCUAGCAGUAAGCGACCGAUAAUGUGUUGUUUUUUCGUAGAUGCUUUGGGGAUCGGUCAGGCAAAUACUUACACAGGAAGCAUUAGGAAAUGGGCGUAUUUUCUCGUGGUAUGCUGGUAUGGAUCGGUGCAGGAAUUUGCUAGCAGUAAGCGACCGAUAAUGUUUUGUAUUUCCGUAGAUGCGUUGGGGUUCGGUCAGGUAAAUACUUACACAGGAAGCAUUAGGAAAUGGGCGUAUUUUCUCGUGGUAUGCUGGCAUAAAUCGGUGCAGGAAUUUGCUAGCAGUAAGCUACCGAUAAUGUGUUGUUUUUUCGUACAUGCGUUGGGGAUCGGUCUUGCAAAUACGCACACGGAAAGCAUUAAGAAAUGGGCGUAUUUUCUCGUGGUAUGCUGGCAUAAAUCGGUGCAGGAAUUUGCUAGCAGUAAGCGUCCGAUAAUGUGUUGUUUUUCCGUAGAUGCUUUGGGGAUCGGUCUUGCAAAUACGCACACGGAAAGCAUUAGAAAAUGGGCGUAUUUUCUCGUGGUAUGCUGGCAUAAAUCGGUGCAGGAAUUUGCUAGCAGUAAGCGACCGAUAAUGUGUUGUUUUUCCGUAGAUGCUUUGGGGAUCGGUCUUGCAAAUACGCACACGGAAAGCAUUAGAAAAUGGGCGUAUUUUCUCGUGGUAUGCUGGCAUAAAUCGGUGCAGGAAUUUGCUAGCAGUAAGCGACCGAUAAUGUGUUGUUUUUCCGUAGAUGCUUUGGGGAUCGGUCUUGCAAAUACGCACACGGAAAGCAUUAGAAAAUGGGCGUAUUUUCUCGUGGUAUGCUGGCAUAAAUCGGUGCAGGAAUUUGCUAGCAGUAAGCGUCCGAUAAUGUGUUGUUUUUCCGUAGAUGCGUUGGGGAUCGGUCAGGCAAAUACUUACACGGGAAGCAUUAGGAAAUGGGCGUAUUUUAUCGUGGUAUGCUAGCAUAAAUCGGUGCAGGAAUUUGCUAGCAGUAAGCGACCGAUAAUGUGUUGUUUUUUCGUAGAUGCUUUGGGGAUCGGUCAGGCAAAUACGCACACGGAAAGCAUUAGAAAAUGGGCGUAUUUUCUCGUGGUAUGCUGGCAUAAAUCGGUGCAGGAAUUUGCUAGCAGUAAGCGACCGAUAAUGUGUUGUUUUUCCGUAGAUGCGUUGGGGAUCGGUCUGGCAAAAUCGCACACGGAAAGCAUUAGGAAAUGGGCGUAUUUUCUCGUGGUAUGCUGGCAUAAAUCGGUGCAGGAAUUUGCUAGCAGUAAGCGACCGAUAAUGUGUUGUUUUUUCGUACAUGCGUUGGGGAUCGGUCUUGCAAAUACGCACACGGAAAGCAUUAGGAAAUGGGCGUAUUUUCUUGUGGUAUGCUGGCAUAAAUCGGGGCAGGAAUUUGCUAGCAGUAAGCGUCCGAUAAUGUGUUGUUUUUCCGUAGAUGCUUUGGGGAUCGGUCUGGCAAAUACUUACACGGGAAGCAUUAGGAAAUGGGCGUAUUUUCUCGUGGUAUGCUGGCAUAAAUCGGUGCAGGAAUUUGCUAGCAGUAAGCGACCGAUAAUGUGUUGUUUUUCCGUAGAUGCUUUUGGGAUCGGUGUUGCAAAUACGCACACGGAAAGCAUUAGGAAAUAAGCGUAUUUUCUCGUGGUAUGCUGGUAUGGAUCGGUGCAGGAAUUUGCUAGCAGUAAGCGUCCGAUAAUGUGUUGUUUUUCCGUAGAUGCGUUGGGGAUCGGUCUGGCAAAUACGCACACGGAAAGCAUUAAGAAAUGGGCGUAUUUUCUCGUGGUAUGCUGGGAUGGAUCGGUGCAGAAAUUUGCUAGCAGUAAGCGACCGAUAAUGUGUUGUUUUUCCGUAGAUGCGUUGGGGAUCGGUCUUGCAAAUACGCACACGGAAAGCAUUAGAAAAUGGGCGUAUUUUCUCGUGGUAUGCUGGCAUAAACCGGUGCAGGAAUUUGCUAGCAGUAAGCGACCGAUAAUGUGUUGUUUUUCCGUAGAUGCGUUGGGGAUCGGUCAGGCAAAUACUUACACGGGAAGCAUUAGGAAAUGGGCGUAUUUUCUCGUGGUAUGCUGGCAUAAAUCGGUGCAGGAAUUUGCUAGCAGUAAGCGUCCGAUAAUGUGUUGUUUUUUCGUCGAUGCGUUGGGGAUCGAUCUGGCAAAUACGCACACGGGAAGCAUUAGGAAAUGGGCGUAUUUUCUCGUGGUAUGCUGGCAUAAAUCGGUGCAGGAAUUUGCUAGCAGUAAGCGACCGAUAAUGUGUUGUUUUUCCGUACAUGCGUUGGGGAUCGGUCUUGCAAAUACGCACACGGAAAGCAUUAAGAAAUGGGCGUAUUUUCUCGUGCUAUGCUGGUAUGAAUCGGUGCAGAAAUUUGCUAGCAGUAAGCGUCCGAUAAUGUGUUGUUUUUUCGUACAUGCGUUGGGGAUCGGUCUUGCAAAUACGCACACGGAAAGCAUUAGGAAAUGGGCGUAUUUUCUCGUGGUAUGCUGGUAUGAAUCGGUGCAGAAAUUUGCUAGCAGUAAGCGACCGAUAAUGUGUUGUUUUUCCGUAGAUGCGUUAGGGAUCGGUCUUGCAAAUACGCACACGGAAAGCAUUAGAAAAUGGGCGUAUUUUCUCGUGGUAUGCUGGUAUGGAUCGGUGCAGGAAUUUGCUAGCAGUACGCGACCGAUAAUGAGUUGUUUUUCCGUAGAUGCGUUAGGGAUCGGUCUUGCAAAUACGCACACGGAAAGCAUUAGAAAAUGGGCGUAUUUUCUCGUGGUAUGCUGGCAUAAAUCGGUGCAGUAAUUUGCUAGCAGUAAGCGACCGAUAAUGUGCUGUUUUUCCGUAGAUGCGUUAGGGAUCGGUCUUGCAAAUACGCACACGGAAAGCAUUAAGAAAUGGGCGUAUUUUCUCGUGGUAUGCUGGUAUGAAUCGGUGCAGAAAUUUGCUAGCAGUAAGCGACCAAUAAUGUGUUGUUUUUUUUCCUAGAUGCGUUGGGGAUCGGUCUUGCAAAUACGCACACGGAAAGCAUUAGGAAAUGGGCGUAUUUUCUCGUGGUAUGCUGGUAUGGAUUGGUGCAGAAAUUUGCUAGCAGUAAGCGACCGAUAAUGUGUUGUUUUUCCGUAGAUGCGCCGAGGAUCGGUCAGGCAAAUACGCACACGGAAAUCAUUAGGAAAUGGGCGUAUUUUUUCAUAGUAUGGUGGCAUAAAUCGGUGCAGGAAUCUGCUAGCGAUAAGCAACCGAUGAUAUGUGUUUUUUUCGUAGAUGCGUUGGGGAUCGGUCUGGCAAAUACGCACACGGAAAGCAUUAGGAAAUGGGCGUAUUUUCUCGUGGUAUGCUGGUAUGGAUCGGUGCAGAAAUUUGCUAGCAGUAAGCGUCCGAUAAUGUGUUGUUUUUCCGUAGAUGCUUUGGGGAUCGGUCUUGCAAAUACGCACACGGAAAGCAUUAGAAAAUGGGCGUAUUUUCUCGUGGUAUGCUGGCAUAAAUCGGUGCAGGAAUUUACUAGCAGUAAGCGACCGAUAAUGUGUUGUUUUUCCGUAGAUGCGUUGGGGAUCGGUCAGGCAAAUACUUACACGGGAAGCAUUAGGAAAUGGGCGUAUUUUCUCGUGGUAUGCUGGCAUAAAUCGGUGCAGGAAUUUGCUAGCAGUAAGCGUCCGAUAAUGUGUUGUUUUUUCGUUGAUGCGUUGGGGAUCUUUCUGGCAAAUACGCACACGGGAAGCAUUAGGAAAUGGGCGUAUUUUCUCGUGGUAUGCUGGCAUAAAUCGGUGCAGGAAUUUGCUAGCAGUAAGCGACCGAUAAUGUGUUGUUUUUCCGUACAUGCGUUGGGGAUCGGUCUUGCAAAUACGCACACGGAAAGCAUUAAGAAAUGGGCGUAUUUUCUCGUGCUAUGCUGGUAUGAAUCGGUGCAGAAAUUUGCUAGCAGUAAGCGUCCGAUAAUGUGUUGUUUUUUCGUACAUGCGUUGGGGAUCGGUCUUGCAAAUACGCACACGGAAAGCAUUAGGAAAUGGGCGUAUUUUCUCGUGGUAUGCUGGUAUGAAUCGGUGCAGAAAUUUGCUAGCAGUAAGCGACCGAUAAUGUGUUGUUUUUCCGUAGAUGCGUUGGGGAUCGGUCUUGCAAAUACGCACACGGAAAGCAUUAGAAAAUGGGCGUAUUUUCUCGUGGUAUGCUGGUAUGGAUCGGUGCAGGAAUUUGCUAGCAGUACGCGACCGAUAAUGAGUUGUUUUUCCGUAGAUGCGUUAGGGAUCGGUCUUGCAAAUACGCACACGGAAAGCAUUAGAAAAUGGGCGUAUUUUCUCGUGGUAUGCUGGCAUAAAUCGGUGCAGAAAUUUGCUAGCAGUAAGCGACCGAUAAUGUGCUGUUUUUUCGUAGAUGCGUUAGGGAUCGGUCUUGCAAAUACGCACACGGAAAGCAUUAAGAAAUGGGCGUAUUUUCUCGUGGUAUGCUGGUAUGAAUCGGUGCAGAAAUUUGCUAGCAGUAAGCGACCAAUAAUGUGUUGUUUUUUUUCCUAGAUGCGUUACGGAUCGGUCUUGCAAAUACGCACACGGAAAGCAUUAGGAAAUGGGCGUAUUUUCUCGUGGUAUGCUGGUAUGGAUUGGUGCAGAAAUUUGCUAGCAGUAAGCGACCGAUAAUGUGUUGUUUUUCCGUAGAUGCGCCGAGGAUCGGUCAGGCAAAUACGCACACGGAAAUCAUUAGGAAAUGUCCGUAUUUUUUCAUAGUAUGGUGGCAUAAAUCGGUGCAGGAAUCUGCUAGCGAUAAGCAACCGAUGAUAUGUUUUUUUUUCGUAGAUGCGUUGGGGAUCGGUCUGGCAAAUACGCACACGGAAAGCAUUAGGAAAUGGGCGUAUUUUCUCGUGGUAUGCUGGUAUGGAUCGGUGCAGAAAUUUGCUAGCAGUAAGCGUCCGAUAAUGUGUUGUUUUUCCGUAGAUGCUUUGGGGAUCGGUCUUGCAAAUACGCACACGGAAAGCAUUAGAAAAUGGGCGUAUUUUCUCGUGGUAUGCUGGCAUAAAUCGGUGCAGGAAUUUACUAGCAGUAAGCGACCGAUAAUGUGUUGUUUUUCCGUAGAUGCGUUGGGGAUCGGUCAGGCAAAUACUUACACAGGAAGCAUUAGGAAAUGGGCGUAUUUUCUCGUGGUAUGCUGGCAUAAAUCGGUGCAGGAAUUUGUUAGCAGUAAGCGACCGAUAAUGUGUUGUUUUUCCGUAGAUGCGUUGGGGAUCGGUCUUGCAAAUACGCACACGGAAAGCAUUAAGAAAUGGGCGUAUUUUCUCGUGGUAUGCUGGAUCGGUGCAGAAAUUUGCUAGCAGUAAGCGACCGAUAAUGUGUUGUUUUUCCGUAGAUGCGUUGGGGAUCGGUCUUGCAACUACGCACACGGAAAGCAUUAGGAAAUGGGCGUAUUUUCUCGUGAUAUGCUGGCAUAAAUCGGUGCAGGAAUUUGCUAGCAGUAAGCGUCCGAUAAUGUGUUGUUUUUCCGUAGAUGCGUUAGGGAUCGGUCUUGCAAAUACGCACACGGAAAGCAUUAGGAAAUGGGCGUAUUUUCUCGUGGUAUGCUGGCAUAAAUCGGUGCAGGAAUCGGCUAGCAGUAAGCGGCUGUUAACGAGUUCUUCUGCUUCUCUUUUUGUAACUACUUUUUCAUGAGUGCCGUGCUAAGCCAAAAUUAUUGGGCGUAUCGUAUAAAGCGUAUUAUUUGUUUGUGUUUCGGGCGCAUACGCCUGCGCACUCUUGCUAACGAUUGGUAACGGUCACCACAAUUAAAAGCAAAGCUAAUAAAAUUAAAUUAAAUGAAAGAACACUGAAAUAAAUUUUAGCGAAUAUAAUAAAAUACAAUUAAUUUUAUUGAGUUUGCUGAAAUAGAAUGUUUUUAAAUUUAAUUUCAUGUAAUAUUAUUUGCGUUAUUUCAAUUUGCUUGAAAUUAAUUGAAUUAAAUAUUGUUUGCUAUAUUGAUUUGACACAGAUGUCACUCGACACAGAUGUCAUUCGACACUGAUGUCACUCGAACAUCCUGUUGCUUUGUAGGUGAAACCGCAUAUCAAGGAUAAGAAAACGAUAGCCGCAUGAUGUAAAUUGCGAAGCUGAACGUGUGCGCUCAUUGUGUGAUCGAUUUGGCUCGACAGCGCAUUGUGAAGAACGGUGGCAAAUUGUUCACGUUUCACAAGCUCUCCCUGAUCUCUCAGGGAUUAAUCGGUCAUUAAUUUAAUUUUUAGCUGAACCGUUUCCUGUACCGUCCUAAACAAGGAAUGCAACAACCUCGUCAUGCGUCGUCUGUUCAUAAGCCGAAUGAACCAUUGCUGUUGUUACUCAAUCAACGUGUUAGACUAUUGGUGAAGCUGGCCGUCCGGGAUGAAAAAUCGAUAGCUGUUGUGAUCGGCCUGGUUACCAACUAUGUACACAUGCUGUAAAUUGCGAAGCUGACCGUGUGCGCUCAUCGUGUGAUCGAUUUGGCUCGACAGCGCAUUCUGAAAAACGUUGGCAAAACCUACACGUUUGAUUAGUUCUCCCUGAUCUUUCAGACAAGCAGAACUCCGUGUUUUUUUAAAGAAAUGUUUUAUCUUUUGGGGUUUGUUUACAUUAUUAAAAAGUUCCUCGCCUAGA
Molecule: messenger RNA, 20649 nt
Organism: Anopheles funestus (African malaria mosquito)
Lineage: Eukaryota; Metazoa; Arthropoda; Insecta; Diptera; Culicidae
Exons: 2
Coding region: 1-942 (313 amino acids)
Source: RefSeq, a predicted model, not a curated record